Molecule: messenger RNA, 1579 nt
Organism: Neltuma alba
Lineage: Eukaryota; Viridiplantae; Streptophyta; Magnoliopsida; Fabales; Fabaceae
Product: hydroxyproline O-arabinosyltransferase 1-like
Exons: 8
Coding region: 138-1217 (359 amino acids)
Molecular function (GO): glycosyltransferase activity
Source: RefSeq, a predicted model, not a curated record
ACCAGACAACGACGACUAAGCCGCCUGCGUUGUUCUUCAGAGCCAAAAUUGUGACCUUUUAGCUUGGGCCUUUCUAAACUUCAUAUAAGCAUUUAUGUGCAAAAAAUAGAGACAGUGGAGCGAGAGAGAUCUGAAAGAUGGGGUGUGGGAAUUUGUUCUUCGCAAUUCUAAUAAGCUUCUCGGUAGCUCUGAUCACUUACAAUAUUCUCAUAUCGGCCAAUGCCUCUCUCAAACAAGAAUUUCCUGGUCCUUCAAGGUCCUCCAUUUCUGUGGAUCCCAUAAUUAAGAUGCCACUUGACAGAUCAAGAGGCAAUGGCAAGUCCAAGAGGCUCUUCCACACAGCGGUCACGGCCUCCGAUUCGGUGUACAAUUCUUGGCAGUGCAGAAUCAUGUAUUACUGGUUCAAGAAGUUCCAGAAUCACCCUAAUUCGGAGAUGGGUGGGUUCACAAGGAUUCUUCACUCCGGGAAGCCUGACAAUCUCAUGGAUGAGAUCCCCACCUUUGUUGCCCAGCCUUUGCCUGCUGGAAUGGAUCAGGGUUAUAUAGUCCUCAACAGACCUUGGGCCUUUGUACAAUGGCUAAAGGAAGCAGAUAUCAAAGAAGAUUACAUAUUGAUGGCUGAGCCGGAUCAUAUAAUUGUCAAGCCUAUACCCAACUUAUCCAGAGACGGGCUUGGAGCAGCAUUUCCUUUCUUCUACAUUGAACCCAAGAAGUAUGAGAAAGUAUUGAGGAAGUAUUUCCCUGAGGAAAAUGGACCAGUUACCAACAUCGACCCUAUAGGAAACUCACCAGUUAUUGUUGGGAAGGAAUCCCUUAAGAAGAUUGCUCCCACUUGGAUGAAUGUUUCCAUUGCAAUGAAGAAAGAUCCUGAAACAGAUAAAGCAUUUGGCUGGGUGCUUGAAAUGUAUGCUUAUGCUGUUUCAUCUGCUCUUCAUGGUGUUGGCAACAUAUUAUACAAGGAAUUCAUGAUUCAGCCUCCAUGGGACAAAAAAAUUGGGAAGACAUAUAUAAUUCACUACACAUACGGAUGUGACUACACCAUGAAGGGUGAGCUUACCUAUGGAAAGAUUGGAGAAUGGAGGUUCGACAAAAGAUCGUAUGACCGUGUUGCUCCACCAAAAAAUCUUCCAUUGCCUCCAGCUGGUGUUCCAGAAAGUGUGGUGACUUUGGUAAAAAUGGUAAAUGAAGCUACAGCAAAUAUUCCUAAUUGGUCAUGAGUAUAGCUGCAAGUGCCCUAGUUGAUGCAUGCGUUCAGCAGGCAAAUGACAUUCAACUCAUACAAGUUACUGGGCAGUGGAUUGCCACAAUGAUCUGUGCUGUGUUUUCUGUAUUAUUGUAUUGUGUAAUCCUUUGUCUCAGAUAUAGCUGUGGCGUAGUUCGGCCGUGAUGCAAAUCUCAAUCCCACGGAUAUGUGCCACUAAUGCUUGAAAGAAUGUAUUUUGUUGUUCAGCUGUGUUGCUGCUCAAUUCUUUGACUUCCUCAAUAAUAUUUGCUUGGCCUUAAUUUCGUUGAUUCUUGUAUCUGAAUUAGGACGUCCAUUGUGGAAGUAUAAAGAAUUACAAUUCAUUGUGUAACUAAA